GACCUCGUGAUCCACCCGCCUCGGCCUCCCAAAGUGUUUGGAUUACAGGCUUGAGCUACUGUGCCUGGCCGUUAGUUUCUUAUUUAAAGUUUGAUUCCCUAAGACAGAAAAAACUACACCCAAGUCGUCAGGGGCAGAAUUUUCGCUCAGACAUGAGAAAAAGGAAGAAUGAGGCCUCAAGGAAAGAGAACAGAAUUAUUCCAGGGGUGUAAACUCAAUUAGAGUUCCUUAAAGUCAGUGGUCACUUAGCCAAUGGAGAAUAUUAUCCACCUCAAGAGUAACAGGCCUAAACCACUGUAUAUCGGCCAACAGGAGUCUAACAAAACUAGUGAAUCUACAAUAAAGACAAAACCACAUAUAGGAUUGACAGACAAAGGAUGGGUGCCCCCUCAGAUGAGAAACCAGUCUGAUGCCCGCCCGGCCAUGUCCCUGGAGGGAUGUUACAGAGCAUCUUGGCUAAGAUGUACCCGUAUAAACCCGGGGCCUGGUCACCUCAGAAUUUUCAGUCCUGAGAUGAUGUCCUGCUUUAUGACAUCCCCAUGGAACCGUGGGUCAAGGCCCAUACAAGCCCCAUAGCCUUCCAGCCAUGGGACUACAUAUAUAUACAUGCACUCUCUCAUUCACAUCAAGGUUAUGGAAAACAACCAAAAACUAAAUUACCUGAGCCUCUAAUGAGGUAACUUGAGCCUCCAGUGACAUCUCAUGAGCGAUGAUUCUGACAUUUGGGAUGAUACAGCAUUGAUAAAAGCAUAUGAUAAAGCUGUGGCUUCAUUUAAGCAUGCUCUAAAGAAUGGGGACAUUUGUGAAACUUCAGGUAAACCAAAAAGCACACCUAAAAGAAAACCUGCGAAGAAGAAUAAAAGCCAAAAGAAGAAUACUGCAGCUCCUGUAAAACAGUGGAAAAUCGGGGACAAAUGUUCUGCCAUUUGGUCAGAAGAUGGUGGCAUUUACCCAGCUACCAUUGCUUCAAUUGACUUUAAGAGAGAAACCUGUGUUGUGGUUUACACUGGAUAUGGAAACAGAGAGGAGCAAAACCUGUCUGACCUACUUUCCCCAAUCUCUGAAGUAGCUAAUAAUAUAGAACAGAAUGCUCAAGAGAAUGAAAAUGAAAGUCAAGUUUCCACAGAUGAAAGUGAGAACUCCAGGUCUCCUGGAAAUAAAUCAGAUAACAUCAAAUCCAAAGCUACUCCAUGGAACUCUUUUUUCCCUCCACCACCCCCUAUGCCAGGGCCAAGACUGGGACCAGGAAAGCCAGGUCUAAAAUUCAGUGUCCCACCACCACCACCACCACCACCACCUCCACCUCCCUUUCUACCACACUGCCUGCCUCCAUUUCCUUCUGGACCACCAGUAAUUCCCCCACCACCUCCCAUAUGUCCAGAUUCUUUUGAUGAUGCCGAUGCUUUGGGAAGUAUGUUAAUCUCAUGGUACAUGAGUGGCUAUCAUACUGGCUAUUAUAUGGAAAUGUGGCACAGACCAGCAGUAAAUGACACCACUGAAGAAACGAUCAGACAGAUCUGGAAUGUGAAACGUUACAGAAGAGAAUUGACCUCAUUUCUUCAAAAUAUCAGUGUUGGGAAAGAAAAAGGAAGUGGAAUGGGUAACUCGAAGAGUAAAAGUUAUGUAAUAACCAAAUGCAAUGUGAAAUUUUUUAUUGGACCCUAUUUUGAAAAACCAUUGUAAAAGACUGGGGUGGGGUGUGGAGGUGGGGGCAGCACACUGGUGAGACAGUUGAGAAAAUUUGAAUAUGAACUAGAUUUCGAAUGAUAUUGGAUAAUUAUUGCUAAUUUUAUGAGCUGUGAGAAGGGUGUUGUAGUUUAUAAAAGACUUUUAAUUUGCGUAGUUAAGCAUUUAGGAAUGAAGUGUUAGAUGUCUCAUAAAAUGUUUAAAAUGGUUUAGUGACGCAUAUGUGGCAAAAUGUUACCAAAUCCAACUGAUAUGUAUAUGGCUAUUCAUUGUACUAUUUUUUCUAUCUUCUGUAUGUUUAAAAGUAUAUAAUAAAAAUAUUUAAUAUAUUUUUUUUAAAUUA
Molecule: messenger RNA, 2029 nt
Organism: Callithrix jacchus (white-tufted-ear marmoset)
Lineage: Eukaryota; Metazoa; Chordata; Mammalia; Primates; Cebidae
Product: survival motor neuron protein
Biological process (GO): mRNA processing
Cellular component (GO): nucleus; cytoplasm
Molecular function (GO): RNA binding
Source: RefSeq, a predicted model, not a curated record